This is a messenger RNA of Micropterus dolomieu (smallmouth bass), 961 nucleotides long. Its product is annotated as immunoglobulin lambda-1 light chain-like. Lineage: Eukaryota; Metazoa; Chordata; Actinopteri; Centrarchiformes; Centrarchidae. The transcript has 4 exons. The annotation marks the transcript as partial. The record is from RefSeq and is a predicted model, not a curated record.
GUAAUAAAGCAGAAUGAGCUCCGACUCAGCAGAAAACCACACAGCAGCUUCAGCUGAGCUGUCAAUCAGCAGCAGCAGCCUUAUCUGUCCGCCGCAGGGGCUGAUGGGAGGUCUGAGGACCCGUUAGAAACCACGCGGCCCUCGUCUGAUCUCACAGCUCGUCCUUGUUUGGCCUCAGCUGCAUCAGAGCGCCACUUCUCCCCAGGUUCACCAGAGGAAACACCACUGCACACAAUGCUUUUCCUCCCAGCUGCUGCUCUGUGCUGUCUGUGUUCAGCUCUGGUUGCCAUGGCAGAAGAGCUGAUUCAGGAUUUAACAUUGACCAGGAGAGUCGGUCAAACUGUUUCCUUCAGCUGUGGAACUGACCAGUGUAACAGCGUUAAUGUUUACUGGUACCAGAGAAAUGAAAGAGAAACAUUGACAACAAUUCUGAAAAUUAAUAGGAUUAAUUGUAAAAUAGUACACAGAUUUAAUCACACUCAGAUAGAUGAUUUCUCAAAUGUUAGAAAAAAGAACAGCUGUGAGUUGCAGCUCAAGAACGUUACCAUCUCUCAUUCAGCCACCUACUACUGCUCCUGUUGGAAGAGUGGCUACUACAUCUUUGGCUCUGGAACUAAACUGUAUGUAAAAGAUAAGCAGGUAGUGAAGCCCGUGGUGAGCGUGUACCCAGCAGCAUCCAGAGCCCACCAUGAGGGGAAGAGCUCCCUGCUGUGUGUGGCCUCAAACAUGUUUCCUCCUGUGGUCCGCUUCUCCUGGAAAAGACGAAAGGAGAACAGUCUGACGGAGGAGCAGGCACCUGCUGAGGAGGAGCAGGCACCUGCUGAGGAGGAGCAGCUGGAGCUCAGAGAGUCGGGACGCACCGCCGCCAUCAGAGUGAUUCAUCGGGACGCUCUCUACACGUAUAAAUACCGCUGCUACGUCCAGCACGAGGGGGGGGAAGUGAAGGCCCAAACAGAACAAG